Sebastes umbrosus (honeycomb rockfish) is the source of this 4801-nucleotide messenger RNA. RefSeq names its product pikachurin. NCBI's taxonomy places the organism in Eukaryota, Metazoa, Chordata, Actinopteri, Perciformes, Sebastidae. Gene Ontology annotation, molecular function: protein binding; calcium ion binding. The record is from RefSeq and is a predicted model, not a curated record. The coding region runs from base 448 to 3705 and encodes 1085 amino acids. The transcript has 26 exons.
AUGGCUCCACGUUCCUGCACUCCUCUCUCCAUCUCAUCUGCUGUUUGAGACGCGCACCGGAGGAGCGUCACACGGAAGCGAGAUUCAUGCGUAAAAGGAACGAUGAUCGUGUCCACCAUUCAGUUGUUUUAGUCUUUGCGCAUUACGCGCGAAUUGUCGGGACGAUACAUCAAUCUCCAUGUCCAUGUCCAUCGUCAGUGUCCGUCUGUCUGUCCGGUAAUGUGUCCAACCCACUGAUCUUUUGCAGACUGUAAUCUCAUCAGUGUCAAACCGGAGCUGCCCUUUCCUCUCGGGUACUUUCUGGCGUUUGCGCCCAAAUCUGGAUAAAAGAAACGAUUUUUUAUCAGAGAAAAACUUUUAUUCGUUACAUUUACAGUUACAGGCGCGUUUGAAUGUUGCGAUAAAAUGAACAUUUGACUGUUUUAAACUCCCGAACCAGAAGAAGACAUGGAGUCUACAUGUAAAGAAAGGAGUCUUUUAUACUUACUUCUGUUUGCAAUAUGCACAGCCAGCGUUUGCUUUUGUGCAAGAAGAUCAAAUGCUCGGAGAUCUGAUCGUCUGAGUCCUCCAUUAGACAUCCAGCUGGAGACAGUCAACUGCACUGCCUUUAGUGUACGAUGGAAGAUGCCCCGGCGACAUGUUAGCACCAUCACUGGAUACAAGGUCUUCUACACAGAGAUGAGGAAUGGCCUUCCAAUGGGUACAGCAUCUUUAAUGGAGGUGCCUCUCAGCUUGGACAUGCUGACCACUGGGCAAUUUGACGGACAAGCAAGCUUUGAUGUGGACAUCGGUAACCUUAAGGUGAACAGUAAGUACAGAGUCACCGUUGGAGCGUAUGGCUGGGCAGGAGAGGGCAGACCCAGCAUGCCCAGAGACAUCGGCACUGCUUCACAUGACAUGUGCAUGCCCCCGUCGCCCCCCACUCAGCCUGUUGUCAUGGCUGUAUCUGACACGGAGCUGGCGUUGUCAUGGCAGCAAGGAGAGAGCGAGGGAAGCGCACCUGUCCUUCACUUCCUGGUGGCUUACAUCAGGCCAGAAAUGGACACGGAGUGGACGUAUAUCCGUGAGCCCAUUGAGACCAACUCCAUGGUUUUGAAGGGGUUAGUGCCGGAAACAGAGUACCAGUUUAUCAUCAGGGCGGCCAACGUGCACGGAGUCAGCCCACCCAGCAUUAUCAACAACUCCGUGCGCACUCUCGCUGCCGUUCGGUAUCGAGGAGACGUGUUUGAGUACGUGGUGCAGCAGCCUGAGUACAGGCUAACAGGUGCGUCAGAUGUUGGUAGUGGUGAUAUCGGGAGUUACAUCACAGAUUCAAGGAGCAAAGAUGAAGACGGCUUCGACAUCGAUGACUCUGAUUAUGACAUCUUUAUUGAAGAGUUGAAACCGUUCCCAGGUAUAAAUCAGGACAACAGGAAGUCCCAGCUCCGUUCACGACCUGAUCCGCCAUCUGGUCGGAACGUUGUUUACCGUAUGAACACCAUCGCUCCUCCCAACGCUACUGAUGCCCCUCCAGCUUCCUCCAUCACCUCAUCCAUCUUCCCAGAUUUCACAGAUUUGAUUUUCUCAACCACCUCAGAGCCCACCACAACUACUGCCUCACUCACCACUACCAGCAUCACGUUGCCCACCACCACUACCACCCCAACCAUGUCCCCCUGGAAAGGCGAGGCACCUCGUGUGUACGACCUGACCUGCGAUGACACCGUGUGCCCCCCCGACAGCUUCUGUCUCAGCGACUACGACGGUGGAGGCUCACGCUGCCACUGUAACCUCGGACGCAGAGGGGACACUUGCUCUGAGGUGGUGUCGGUGAACUUUCCGAGGUUCUCUGGCUACUCUCACAUGACCUUUGAACCCUUGAAGAACUCUUACCAGACCUUUCAGAUCACUUUGGAGUUCAAGGCAGACUUUGACGAGGGCUUGUUGCUCUACUGUGGAGAGAACGAACAGGGCCGUGGAGACUUUACCUCUCUGACUCUGGUACGAGGCAAGCUGCACUACAGGUUUAACUGUGGUACAGGAGCAGCUCAGAUAGUCAGCGAGAGUCGUAUUGUUGUCGGUCAGUGGCACACGGUCACCAUCUUCAGAGACGGUAUGAGCGGCUGGCUGCGUAUGGACAACGACACGCCCAUAUCUGGACGCUCGCAGGGCCAGUACACUAAGAUCACAUUCCGCUCCCCGCUCUAUGUGGGUGGAUCUCCGAGUGCUUAUUGGCUGGUCAGGGCGACGGGAACAAAUCGUGGCUUUCUCGGCUGCAUUCAGAGUCUGACCAUCAACAACAAGGCGACAGACAUCAGACCUUGGCCUCUGGGAAGAGCUCUGAGUGGAGCUGAUAUAGGUGAGUGCAGUGACAGCGUGUGUGACCUGGUCAGCUGUGCCAACGGUGGAGUCUGCUUUGCGAACCGUGCCGACGGCUACAUUUGCCUGUGCCCGCUCGGCUUCAGGGGAGCACUUUGUGAAGAGACUUUCUCACUGUCCUCACCUCUCUUCAAUGAGACAGUGUUUUCAUACGCUGUCAUCCCGUGGCCUCAGUCCUCUCAGAGUUAUCUGUCCUUCACGGAGUUUGAGCUGACGUUUUGGCCGUCGAUGCCCGACGGGACGCUGCUGUACAGCGAUGACGCAGGCAGCGGAGACUUCCUGGCUAUCAACCUGGUGGACAGAUAUGUAGAGUUCAGAUUUGACUGUGGCUCUGGAGGAGCUACGAUAAGGAGUGAGGAGCAGAUCAGUCUGGACACAUGGCAUGAGCUGAGGGUGUCUCGUACAGCAAAGAGUGGCAUCCUUCAGGUGGACAGCCAAAGGCCAAUGGAAGGAAUUGCUGAGGGCGCUUUCACUCAGAUCAACUGCAGUUCACCUCUUUAUAUCGGCGGAGUACCAGAAUACGAUAAAACCAAGAGGACAGCAGGUGUGAUAAAGCCCUUCACUGGAAUUAUUCAGAAGCUGAUACUCAAUGACCGCACCAUCCCGAUAACAACUGGCUCCGCUGGUGGAGUUAACGUGGCAAAUUCAGCUCACCCAUGUGUGGAAAGUCCCUGUGCCAACGGAGGGACCUGCAGGCCGAAGUGGGACAGUUAUGAGUGUGACUGCCCUCUAGGCUAUGAUGGGAGGCACUGCCAGAAAGAGUGUGGGAAUUACUGUUUGAACACUGUGACUGAAGCCAUCGAGAUCCCGCAGUUCAUCGGCCGAAGUUACCUGACAUAUGACAACAGAGACAUCCUGAAAAGGGCGUCUGGGUCCAGGACCAACCUUUUCAUGCGGUUUAAGAGCACAGCCAAGGAUGGCCUGUUGCUAUGGCGAGGAGACAGUCCAAUGAGACCCAACAGUGACUUCCUGUCUAUGGGGCUUCAGGAUGGUGUACUAAUCUUCAGUUAUAACCUGGGCAGCGGUGCGUCUAACAUUGCUGUCAACGGGACCUUUGCCGAUGGAAAGUGGCACAGAGUCAAAGCUGUGAGGGAUGGCCAGUCAGGGAAGCUGACAGUGGACGACUACGGAGCAAAAACAGGCAGGUCACCUGGAAAGAUGAGACAACUCAAUAUCAACGGACCCUUAUAUGUUGGUGGCAUGAAAGAGAUAGCUCUUCACACAAACAGACAGUACAUUGGAGGCUUGGUGGGCUGCGUGUCCCACUUCACUCUCUCCACUGAUUAUCACUUAGCACUGGUGGAGGAGGCUGCUGACGGCAAGAACAUCAACACCUGCUCCAACUAGAAAAUGGCUUCAAUACGUGAAGGUCCGUUGUCAGCAACAUUUUCAACUGGAGCGAGCACCUCGACCAGCUGAUUUGUCAUCUUGAAACUGACUAAAAUAAUUACAUUUGGUCUACCAAUUCAGGGCUGACAUGGUAUGAACUCAAAGUGGGAAAAGACUAACAGCAAUGUUACUUUGAGUCACAAGAACAUUAAAGUGACUCCUGUGUGCAAAGUUUUCAAACCAACUCUAACCUGCCAAAUUGUACAUUUUAUUUUAACAUUAACAACUUGUUGAUGAAUUGCUCUGAAUCGUCCAAUCGUAUCUUUAUUUUUUCUACUUUAAAUCCUUAUUUGAUUGCUGGAAGAACCAAAUGAUCCGAGGGAUCAAGAGUCAUCACAAGUUUUUCAUGAACCUGACCUAGAGCAGCUAGCAGAGAUAAACUUCUUUGUAGAGGAUUUUGGUUUUGGCCCUAUAGAGGAUUUCUGUUGUUGUGGCAUUCGUAUUGUUGUUAGUGACGUAUUAUCAGUCUGUAGACUACUGUUUUUUAAAGUCUGAUUGAUGUCAGUUUUUUCAAAGGUUGCUAGUUUUGAAGAGGGAAGAUAUCAGCUGCACACAAUAUUUGUUUCUGUAUACACUCUUCUUUUAGUUUACAUGCUCCUUUAUUUUGAACUCUAAGAUACUAGUCACAUGAAAGUCUGAUGUUGACACGGUGAAGCAGCCAAAAUCCUGGAGGAAUUGUGCGUGACUGUUUCUAUCAUCUGACACCAGAAAUCACAGCCCUGUGGACUUCAGCCUUCAACUUGAGCUCCAAGUUUGUUUUCACACCAGAGGAAAUAGAUCAUAUAUCUUAUUUAAGCAUUUGCGGUGCAAGAUUGUCAAUUUAGUUUCCAUGCCUGAGCUUUACUUCUUAACAGGGACAUUCUGCGAAUAUUUAUCUGCAUUUCUAUCUAAAUUAUUAAUUAAUCUAUUCUGCAUUUUUUUAAAUUAUUCGUACUUAACGUAAUUUUUGUUGCCCCCCAACAAGUGACACCAAUGUGAAAAUAAGAUGAGAGCUACGCCCAUGGUUUCAAAGUUUGAGCUCAGAACAAAUCCAGUAAUAAAUUGUCAGUUAUUA